Molecule: messenger RNA, 642 nt
Organism: Verticillium dahliae VdLs.17
Lineage: Eukaryota; Fungi; Ascomycota; Sordariomycetes; Glomerellales; Plectosphaerellaceae
Exons: 2
Coding region: 1-642 (213 amino acids)
Source: RefSeq, a predicted model, not a curated record
AUGCGUUCGGCCAUUCUCACCAAGGCCGUCCUCCUCUUCGGCAUCGCCGCCGCUCAGAUCGAACUGCCCGACAGCAUCGACAUUCCCGAUAACGUCGAGAUCCCCGAUUCCCUCCCCACCGAGGUUCCCGAUUGGGCCCAGGGCAUCGUCUCGGACAUCGCCUCCGGUGUCGCCCCGCAAGCCACCCCCACCGAUUCCGCGUCCAAUAGUCAGUCCACCCCUGGCUCCGGCACCGACUCGGACACCCUCCCCGGUCUCGUCGACCAGCUCCCACGGUGCGCCGUCAGCUGCCUCGUCAGCGCCGCCGACGACAUUGGCUGCAGCUCCACCGACUUUGCGUGUCUAUGCCGCUCCGGCACCGAUCUCGCGACCAGCAUCGGGCCCUGCGUUCUCCUGUCUUCGGGGUGCGGAUCCAGUGAUGCUCGACUUGCCGCAGAGGUCGCGCCCCAGAUUUGCAACAGAAUCAACAAUAACCCCCCUGCAGGCGAGGUUGCCUCUGCGUCCGCCAUUGUUGCGGGUGCUGCGGCGACAGCUGAUGGUGCAUCGCCCUCUGCGACCGAUGCCAAUGACAGCGCUGCUGGGCGGAGUGGUGUCAGCUUGAGCAUAGUCGCAAGUCUUGCCUUGAUUGCUCUUGUCGUUUAG